AUGCUCUCUCCGUCCUACUUCUUGUCAGUGAUACUUGCAUAUGAGGAGAUUCUCAUCAGCGUCAUUACCACGCCAGACGCCAUGGUUCACUUGACCGCAGCCGUCGCGUCCCUCCUAGCAGGCAUAGCCUCUGCAGGGCCAGCGAUGACUGAUCAAUCUAAUAGAGGCAUACGAAACAUCAGCUCCAAGGUUGCUGCUGCCGGUACCAAUUUCUGGUACGCUGGCAUGGACCACGCCGGGAACGCGCGUGGCUAUGCUCCGGAUCUCGGGAACGAUUUCUCUUACGACAUCUUCAAGUCUGUAAAUGCUGGAGACGGAGGCGCCAUCCAAGACGCAAUUGACAGCAACAACGGCAAGCAACGACGAUCCAACUGGUGGGCUUCUCAGCCACGAGUUGUAUUUCUCCCCCCCGGAACAUACGAAGUUGGGUCGCAGAUUCAGAUGCGCGUCGGCACUGUACUCAUGGGAGACGCCACUAAUCCACCUACUAUCAAGGCGUCCAGAAAUUGGCGAGGAGAGCGAUCACUCGUCAAUGGCCUGGAUCCGCGAACUGAGGAGCUACCCCAUGAUGGCAAGCUCCACGGCGAGCUUUCAUUUACAGUUGCCUUGAAGAAUUUGAUUCUAGACACGACAGAAAUUGACGGAAGCUCAAACUUCAACGCUGUCAACUGGCGUGUCGCUCAAGGCGCACACAUGCAGAACAUCAAGAUUAUAAUGCCGACCUCUGGCCACGAUGGCGGCCACACUGGUAUCUUUGUCGGGCAGGGCUCCUCCCUCGGUGUAUCCGACGUCCGAGUUGAGCGCGGUUGGAACGGAAUCUGGCACCAGGCGCACCAGCAGAUGGCGUAUAAGAACAUUGAGUUCUUCCAGAACACCCGCGGCAUGCAGAUUAGUGGAGGCAACGUCGUGACCAUCACCAGCUCGACGUUUGACACCGUCUACCAGGCUGUUACGCAUGACGGCGGUUCUCCGUGGGUAGCCAUGGUUGAUUGCAAAUCCAUCAACUCUGGAGUCAGCUUCUCGACGACGCAGUAUCCGUCUCUCCUCAUUGACAACCUGGAGAGUGAUAACGACGGCACUGUCGUAGAGUGGCAUAACGAGCAAGUUCUUAGCAGCGCCCGGCACGUCGACCAGUUCACCUACGCCAACACGUACGGCCAGCGUCCUGUCUACGGCCCAAACAAGGACGGCUCCAGCAAGCGCCCGGCCGCUCUCGUGCGAGCUGACAAGUACCCGUCCAUCGUCGCGCCCAACUACGCCGACAAGACCACUUCCGACUUUGUCAACGUCAAGGAUCCCCGGCAGAAUGGCGGCCACAAGGUUCUCGGCGACCACACCAUUGACGAGUCUGCUGCCCUCAACCAGAUUCUCAAGGACGCCGCACAGCAGGGCAAGAUUGCAUAUUUCCCUUUUGGAAAGUACCGCGUCGAUUCCACACUCUUUGUCCCCCCCGGCUCUCGGAUCAUCGGAGAGGCCGGGAGCUUCUUCUCCGACGAAGCGAACCCCGAGCCCGUUGUGCAGGUCGGAAACGAGGGCGACGUGGGCGUCGCCCACAUCCAAGACAUGAGAAUCACGGUGGCCGACAGACUGCCCGGCGCCAUCCUCACGCAGGUCAACAUGGCUGGAAACGUUCCCGGAGACGUGGCCAUCUGGAACUCCAUGAUUACCGUUGGCGGCACCGCGGGCUCCGACGGCAUCAACAACCACUGCUACGACAGCAACAAUGAAUGCAAAGGCGCCCUUGUCGGCCUGCACCUCGGCAAGUCGUCGUCCGCCUACGUCGAGAACACCUGGGUAUGGGUGGCCGACCACAACUCCGAGGGAGGCGGCGGGUGUGCCAUCGCGGCCAAGGGCGGCGUCCUGGUCCAGGCCACAAGGGGCACAUGGCUGCACGCCCUGGGCAGCGAGCACUGGUGGCUGUACCAGCUCAACCUGUGGGAGGCCAGCAACGUCUUCGUCUCUAUGCUCCAGGCCGAGACUAACUACAAUCAGGGCUCCAACGCGCCGCAGGUCCCGCCUGCGCCGUGGAAAGCCGACGUCCAGGGGUGGAACGAUCCCGACUUCUCGUGGUGCGGCGGCGGCGACAAGAUUUGCCGCAAGGGCUACUCCAACUACAUUACCGGCGGCUCCGGCAUUCGUCAUUAUGCGAGUGCUGCGUGGGAUUUCUUCAGCGGACCCGGCUUUCAGGGCUGCGACGAUCCUUGGAGAUGCAGCAAUGUCAUGCAUUGGAUCUCGAGGCAGCCGUCUGAUGCCCAGAUGUUUGGCGUGUGCUCCAAGUCGGCGGCGAAUGUGCUGCGCGAGGCCAACGGGAACUUGAUUCCGGCUCGUCCUGAUUUUACUGGAGGCUGGCCUGGCCAGGGCUCGGACCUGGGUGUUUAUAGGAGUUGA
This is a messenger RNA of Metarhizium album ARSEF 1941, 2388 nucleotides long. Its product is annotated as glycoside hydrolase family 55. Lineage: Eukaryota; Fungi; Ascomycota; Sordariomycetes; Hypocreales; Clavicipitaceae. Gene Ontology annotation, molecular function: polygalacturonase activity. The transcript has 7 exons. The coding region runs from base 1 to 2388 and encodes 795 amino acids. The record is from RefSeq and is a predicted model, not a curated record.